AGGAUAAUAAAUGAAAUUUUGUCUUCGGUUAUAAAUAAUAAUAAAUAGCGUAAAAAAAAAAUAGUUUCAGAAUGGAUGAAGUAUUGCAAAAAUUCAAUUCUGUUCUUGCUUAUGAUGAUCUCGUUCAAAUUGAUCCUAGAUCUGCUGAUCGUGAAACCUUAUACAAGAAUUGGGGUAAAUUUGGUAAUCAAGAAGAGAGGCGAAAGGAGAUUUUGAAUUUACAGAAAGGGAGUAGAAAUGAUAGCCUUGAUAAAUUUAGAGGGUUAUUUGAUCGUUCAAAGAAUAUUGUUGGUAAUCCAGCUCAUAGAAAUGAAAAGGCUGCCUAUAGACCAAAUAUAUAUGUAGCUGGUUUCAAUAAAGCCCCACCAACCUAUAAGAAUGUUCUUAUGAUGUCAGAAUGGUUAGUUGAGAAGCCAGAAGAUUUCAAUGAGAAUUGGUAUGUAGUACCGUGCCCUAAAGGUGUCAGAGUACUAGUUGUGUCAGAUAGAGGUAUAACAAAACUUUAUGGCAAACAUGGUCAAUUUAUAAAAGAAGUACGUACAGCUUUGCCAGGAGGCAAUCCCGGUGAAUAUCUCCUUAGAAGUGGAAAUUUCUCUGUAUUGGAUGCAUUUUAUUUAGAAAAAAAUAAUACAUUGUAUGUGUUAGACCUUCUUGCAUGGAAUAGUCAGCCAAUGACUAAUGGAGAGGCUCAAUUUAGACAGUUUUGGUUGCAAACUCACCUACAAGAAAUUGAAGGGUUACACACAAUAUCGAAGAAAAACAAAAUUAUAAUUCAACUGUUACCUACUGUGUCAUGUGACAAAGACUCCUUUAAUGCGUUUAUGAUGAAGUAUCCACAUUUUGAAUCUAACUAUCCUCUAUUGGAUGGCUUACUGUUUUAUCACAAAUUGGCUAACUACAGCGCUGGACAAACUCCGCUUGUCGGCUGGCUCUAUCCUUACAUGGUGAGGGAAGUAUUGGGAUCUGAUAUAAUAGUGAAUGCUAUAUAUGAGACACAAAGACCGUUAAAUUAUAUAAAUCAAGCAACUUUCAUACGAGAAUUUACAUCCCAUUCCAAGAAAAAACGCAGGACCCGAAAGACAUCUACUAGUUCUAUGGAAACUGAAACUGCUUCUGUUAAAGAGAUAGAAGGAGUGAAACCAAAGACGACGCACGAGCAACCCCGGAACCGAUUUCACUAGAAGUCAGUGGUAAUAGAAUAAUUGUAAACAUAUUUACUAAUUAUAUGUAAUGUGUUUGUCAUAUGUAUUUAUUACAUAUCUGUGAAGAAAUUCAAAGAUGUGUAAGAUAACCUAUCCGCACUUAGCCAGCACGGUUGACUAUGGCCUAGUCACGCCUAACAAAGGAUAGGCUUGUCAGCUCCAGACAGAGGAAACCCUCGGCGGAGACAUUAUGAGCUGAGGACGAGACAAUUUGUAUUUAAACAUAUGCAUUGCAUUAUUAUUGCAUUUUUAAUGUUUAGUUUAAAUAUGGAAAACAGGAAAUUAUAAGUUAAGUUUG
Molecule: messenger RNA, 1500 nt
Organism: Papilio machaon (common yellow swallowtail)
Lineage: Eukaryota; Metazoa; Arthropoda; Insecta; Lepidoptera; Papilionidae
Gene: Snup
Product: snurportin-1
Exons: 8
Coding region: 72-1181 (369 amino acids)
Biological process (GO): snRNA import into nucleus
Cellular component (GO): nucleus; cytoplasm
Source: RefSeq, a predicted model, not a curated record